AUGGCCGAUUGGUUCGUGAGCACGCUGCACUCGAUGUUGGUCACGUGCCUCAUUGGCUCUGCCGAAACUGCUUCAUCUCCGUGUCCUCGCAAUCCGCUCGACAAUCGCGAACAUCGCGGUUCUCGCCGUUUCCACGUCUACCGCUUUUCAAACCCAGGCCUUUCCAUGGAAGACGUGAUAGUCGUUCUGGGCGGCACUGCCGAGGCCGCUGCGGAGACAGCCGUGACACGCAAGUCGUGUACCAAAUGCAAUACUGAGCAGAACAUUGACCAGUUCCUCCAUGCCCGCGGGAACGGAAGGAUUGUUGUCAACUGUCUAAGUUGCCGGCACAAGAAGAAGCUUCAUGUGAUAUCCUUAGUUAAGAGGGACUACUCUGCGCAGGAGAUCUGCCAUAUUCUCCUGGGACUCCCUCUCCAAGAGGAUAGCCGAGUGGUCCAGAGUGUUGACUGUAGACCCCACGAGAGGCAUGCUCGCCCAAUCGACAUCACGGCUGAUGGCGAUAUCCAGGAGUCUCAGACAGCAUACGAGAGGUAUCUUCGGCGGCCUGCCUCAAUGGAUGACGUCUCCUACUUUGAGUUCCUGCAAGACUGGAACUUCAAGGCGCGGAAUCCGGCGAGGUGGGCGAUCUGGCAGCCUCCUGCGAUGCCCAGGGUGUUGUAUUAUUACCCCCGGUACAAGCCGGUCCGUUCCCAUCAGCAGUACUCUGACUUCUGCCGCGUCAAGCUGCUCCUGAACCACCCCCAUCGCCAGUCGGAACAAUUGCUCGAGGUUGAUGAUCUGCAGUUUGACAACUACACUUCCGUAUAUCAUUACUGUCUCGAGCACCACGACCACCAGGACGACCACUACGGUACUGUCGACGAGCCCGAUCCGCUGCCGGAAGAGGAUGAAUUCGAGCGAGGGGAGGAUGCUGGGGACAUCACACUUGAGGAUUGGCAGGAGGUGGCCCGGCUGGUCCCCGCCCUCCAACUUCCCGAAGAACCAGCCGACUUGCUUGGACGCCGAGACAUUGAUGUCAAUUGCGACUGGACACGACACAUUGGUCGCUACUCGCACGACCAGUUUGGUACCGGAGGUUACUGGGUGCAACUCCGUGGAGACGCUCCAGGUAAUUACGACGUGGAAGAGAUGCCUCUCGCAGCCCGUGACACGUUGAACACGCAGCAGCAGCAGGUAUACGACACGGUCAUGCGCCACUACAGAGCCAAGAACGAGAACCGUCAGCCUCCGCCCCUUCGUCUACAGAUCGACGGAGGGAGAGCAUGCUCGCGCCUCAAGACCCUCGCGUGGAUCGACCAGCGCCUACGAGAGGUGUUCCCGGAGAAUCGUGACGAGUUCUUCGGCGGCCUCAGCGUCAUCCUGAUCGGGGACUUCUUCCAGCUUCCCCCUGUUCUGAACAAGCCGCUGUACUCAACACGCGACGACCUAAAGGGCAUCGAGAUUGUCGGGCGUAAUGCUUACCUCUCAUUCGACAAGUCGGUGUUUCUGACCACAAUACAGCGGCAGCAGGGCGAAGACCAGGCCCCGUUUCGGCGGGCCUUGGAAGAACUGCGAAAAGCUGAUGUGUCAGUACCCUCCUGGGAGCUCCUCGCUUCGAGAUGCUCUGUCAAGCUCUCUCCCGAGGAGGUUGACAGCUUUGCUGAUGUGCUUCGCAUCUAUCCCACCAAGGCCCAGGUCGUCGAGCAAAGCGAUGAGGGUGUUGGUGCGGAGAAGGUUGAAUCCUCAGAUGCCGGCAACUUGGCCAAGCGCUUGCCCUUGUGUGUUGGUUGCAGGGUGAUGCUGACGCGGAAUUUGUGGGCCGACGUCGGGCUCGUCCACGGCGCACAGGGCACAGUCUACGACAUAUCCUGGAAAGAAGGUACCGACGUGCUGCGAGACCCGCCCGAGGUCAUCAUGGUGGCCUUCGAUGACUACGACGGCCCGGGCUUCACGAUGCCGAACGGGGAGCCUCUCCGUAGUGGAGAGAAGCUGGCUGUUCCCAUCCUCCGAGGCAUCACCCUGGACAAGGUCGUCUGCGACAUCUCUGCGCCAGAGUUUGCUUCUGGCCUCUCCUACGUGGCCGUUUCGCGGGUGAAGACACUCGGCGGGCUGAUGUUUGAGCGGCCCUUCGACCGCAGCAGGAUCUACCGCGAGACACCAUCACCAGCUAUGGGGUUGAAGUUGUCCGAUCACGCUACCAGGCAACUGCAGGCGUUAGAUGCUGUGGCGGGGGAGGUUCCCCUCAGAGUCUAA
This is a messenger RNA of Chaetomium globosum CBS 148.51, 2232 nucleotides long. RefSeq lists its product as uncharacterized. The coding region runs from base 1 to 2232 and encodes 743 amino acids. The transcript is spliced from 5 exons. The record is from RefSeq and is a predicted model, not a curated record. Gene Ontology annotation, molecular function: DNA helicase activity. Gene Ontology annotation, biological process: telomere maintenance; DNA repair. NCBI's taxonomy places the organism in Eukaryota, Fungi, Ascomycota, Sordariomycetes, Sordariales, Chaetomiaceae.